This is a messenger RNA of Alternaria hordeiaustralica, 2676 nucleotides long. RefSeq lists its product as uncharacterized. The transcript is spliced from 3 exons. Gene Ontology annotation, molecular function: protein binding. The record is from RefSeq and is a predicted model, not a curated record. Lineage: Eukaryota; Fungi; Ascomycota; Dothideomycetes; Pleosporales; Pleosporaceae. Gene Ontology annotation, cellular component: endoplasmic reticulum; membrane. Gene Ontology annotation, biological process: GPI anchor biosynthetic process. Bases 1 to 2676 code for a protein of 891 amino acids.
AUGCGCGUAUUCUGGCCGUCAGACGCUCCAAAGGACUCUGUGCCGGGUGUUCUGGUGGGGUUCAGAAACUCGAAGUCAGAUGUCUUUGUGGUAGCUGUGCUUCAAGAAGUCGAGUUGCGUCAAGUCGAGAACGCGCUGCUUGUCGGGACCUUGCUGCGACACAGCCCACACGAUGUCCAGGAACUACUUCAACGAUGCGGACACUCUUCCUUGCGCGCCUUGGGCUACGUCAACCCCAAGAGCCCAGUUGAGCAGCCUGAUACCGACCUCAUCGUAGUCCAUACCGACCCUUCGUUCCGCUUUCCGCGCCUUCAUCAUCCUCACGAACCGCUCGCGGCAAUGCAAGUCAUUGUAUACGACCGACCGCACCCAACGCGUAUGCAAUACCUCUCGCUCCAACCAAUCACGCUAGCACUGGGAGACAAAAGAAGGGUCGCGGAAUGGGAUGUAGCUUUCGAAGAGCUGGAGAAAGCAGAAGAGAAGGAGCGCAGAAGGAAGGCACAUCUCGUUGAGAAGCUCAAGCUGCAUACGGUGAUUGCACACCCGCGCACUCAAAAGGAGCUGGCGUUGCCGAUGCUCAUCGAGCAGGUGAACUGUUCGCACGAAUUGAACGCCCUAUUGCAGAAGAACAUCGGCAUGAUUGGCAGGCGCAUGAAGCGAGCGUUGAGUGUCAGUGAGCGGGUCGUCGAGUCUGCGAACGAUCUCUGGGACUAUAUAUGGCUUGUACUCCAUUAUGCGUUCAGAGUCUGGAUAUGGCCGGUAGCCGCACAACUCUUUAUUUUUGGGCUCAUCACGCAUCGCAUAAUGGGAGAGGCAGUCCUUCAGCUUCUACAUUGGCGGCCAGGUUCUUCCGACUCGCCAGCUCUGAAAGACAUAUCUGCAACAGCGCAACAGAUCGACAUACGAUUACAACAGUCCUGUUACUGGCCCAUUCAGUAUCUCACCUUACGAAGGAGGAAAAUCGACUGGGAAAGCAUCACUAACAGUCAUCCGGAGUAUAUCCGGUUCUACAAUAGUCUGUGGCUGGUUGCCAACGAUGUCAUAAUGGGCAUCGCUGUUGGGACAUUCAUCAUCGAGAACGCUUCGUUCGUGGCUGCUCAGGUCGAUACCAUAUUUAGUACCUGGUCAGUCGACGGUCUACGGCGCAUGAUAUCAUGGCUUAUGGGAUGGCCCGGAGGCUUGAAGUUGAACACUGAACUGGCUGCGUUCCUGGGCGACCUUUUUCUUUGGGUCAUUGAUUACUGGGCGGGAUGCAUAUCACUCCUGCGGCCACAUCUACCUGCGCUGAUCCAGAUCAUUGGCUUUUCCGCUUUCGCUGGCGCCACUAUGCCCAUCUCAAUCUUCUCGGACCUCGUUUCGCUGCUGACGCUGCACAUCUAUUCGUUUUACGUCGCGUCUGCUCGCAUCUUUCAUUGGCAGCUUACGAUAAUCAUAUCCCUCUUCCACCUUUUCCGUGGAAAGAAGCGCAACAUCCUCCGCAACCGAAUCGACUCAUGCGACUACGACUUGGACCAGCUAUUGCUCGGCACUAUUCUUUUCACACUGCAGUUCUUCUUACUGCCAACUGUGUUCGUCUUCUACUUGACGUUUGCGAGCGCACGUAUUGCUGUCAUCGGAUUGAAAGCUGCGCUGGAGAUGGGGCUUGCCUGUCUCAAUCACUUCCCGCUUUUCGCAGUCAUGCUACGACUGAAGGAUCCUGGAAGACUACCUGGAGGAAUCUGUUUCGAGCUACAAGACACGACCGAUCUUUCCUCCAGCAUGACAAGCGAGACAGGCUCACCGCCGACGGCCUAUGUGUUGCUGAAGUCGAUCCCGCUGUCACUACGCGCGAUGUUUCAACCCUAUUUCGACCUCGGCGAUCGCAUACGCAAGCACUACUUCUCGCCUAGCGUCUUGUUGUAUCUCGUGUCGGGGCAGUUUGUCCCACCCAUCCACCGCCGCAACUUAUACAGCUUGCAAUAUAGUAUGCUCCCCGCCAACAGAGCAAGCAUAGGCGAGCUGUGGAAGAAGCUGACAGAAAGGAGUGCCACGCCGUCGCACGGGCCUCACGGCUUCAACCCGGCUUCCUUCUUGACUGUGCGCGUCGGUCCUGAAGGUUCUCAAGAAGACUUUCUACUCCACGAAGGCAUCCUGAGCGGACGCUCCGAGUUCUUCCGCCGCGCAACGAAUGGCAACUGGUCUGAGAAGAAGGAUCGACUUGUCAAACUGCCUAAGGAUGACCCCAAGAUCUUUGCCCUCUACGUCAAUCUCAUCUAUAUGGGCGUGUUGUACAAUGAACCAGACGCUUCCAAGAUGACGCCUGUCAACUUUCAAGCACAUACGUUGUCAACCGUCAAGUUCUACAUCCUCGCCGAGAAGCUGCAAGACAAGCAAGCGAAGAAUGCCGCUCUGGAGACUCUCCACACAGAAAUUGCAACAGAUGUGUCAGCCGACAGACUACCCAACGCCGAGAUGGUCGAGUUGAUGUAUAAGAACACAUUGAAAGGCAGUCUUGGACGGCGCCUCAUGGUCGACAUCUGGACCUGCAUUAGCACGAAGAGUAUUCUUGAGAAGAGUGAAGGCCUCUGCAGGGACUUCCUCGUCGAUCUCGCCUACUCACUCCAUGGUGAGCGUCCAAUGCAAAAUAGAAAUUUAGCAUGUAGAAAAGGCUAUACUGCAUAUCAAGAGAAGCUUUGA